Messenger RNA from Microtus ochrogaster (prairie vole), 21186 nucleotides. RefSeq names its product nebulin (gene Neb). Lineage: Eukaryota; Metazoa; Chordata; Mammalia; Rodentia; Cricetidae. Bases 1 to 21186 code for a protein of 7061 amino acids. Gene Ontology annotation, molecular function: actin filament binding. Gene Ontology annotation, cellular component: Z disc. The transcript has 153 exons. Gene Ontology annotation, biological process: cardiac muscle thin filament assembly. The record is from RefSeq and is a predicted model, not a curated record.
AUGGCGGACGAGGAGGAAUACGAGGAGGUAAUAGAGUACUACACGGAGGAGACAGUUUACGAGGAGGUGCCAGGAGAGACAAUCACAGAAGUCUAUGAAACUACAACGACCAGAACAUCGGACUAUGGUCAAUCGGAGCCUUCCACCCCAGCGCUGGUGCAGCCGCAACCGGCCAAACCGAUGGAGCGGAAGAAGGUCAUCCGAAAGAAGGUGGACUCUUCCAAGUUCAUGACCCCCUACAUUGAACACAGUCAGAAAAUGCAGGAUCUUUUCAGCUCAAAUAAAUACAAAGAGAACUAUGAGAAAGCAAAGGGACAGCCAUAUGCUAUCACAAGUGAUACUCCAGAACUUCGCAGAAUCAAGAAAGUACAGGAUCAACUCAGUGAGGUCAAGUAUCGAAUGGAUGGAGAUGUUGCAAAAACUAUCUGUCACGUGGACGAAAAAGCAAAAGACAUUGAACAUGCAAAGAAAGUGUCGCAGCAAGUCAGCAAGGUUUUAUACAAGCAGAACUGGGAAGACACCAAGGAUAAGUACCUGCUUCCCCCUGAUGCCCCUGAACUUGUCCAAGCCAUUAAGAACACAGCCAUGUUCAGUAAGAAACUGUACACUGAAGACUGGGAAGCAGACAAAGGGUUGUUUUAUCCCUAUAAUGACAGUCCGGAACUGAGGAGGGUCGCCCAGGCCCAGAAGGCGCUCAGUGACAUCGCCUAUAAAAAAGGACUCACUGAACAGCAAACUCAGUUCACGUCCCUGCCUGAUCCUCCUGAUGUAGAAUUUGCCAAGAAAGUAACCAACCAAGUAAGCAAGCAAAAAUAUAAAGAAGACUAUGAAAAGAAAGUCAAAGGCAAAUGGAGUGAGACGCCCUGCUUUGAAAUUGCAACAGCCAGAAUGAACGCCGACAAUCUCAGCUCAAGGAAGUAUCAGGAAGACUUCGAGAACUUGAAAGACCAGAUCUACUUCAUGCAGACGGAAACGCCUGAGUACAAAAUGAACAAACAGGCUGGAAUUGCAGCCAGCAAGGUGAAAUACAAAGAAGACUAUGAGAAGAAUAAAGGAAAAGCAGAUUAUAACGUACUUCCUGCAUCAGAGAACCCACUGCUCAGGCAGCUGAAGGCAGCAGGAAACGUCCUCAGUGACAAACUGUACAAGGAAAAUUAUGAAAAGACAAAGGCCAAGAGCAUCAACUACUGUGAGACCCCCAAGUUUCAGCUUGACACAGUACUGCAGAACUUCAGCAGUGAUACUAAGUACAGAGAUUCCUACCUAAAAAAUAUUUUGGGACACUAUGUAGGCAGCUUCGAGGACCCGUAUCACACACACUGUAUGAAGGUGUCAGCCCAAAAUAGUGACAAAAAUUACAGAGCGGAAUAUGAAGAGGACAGAGGCAAAGGCUUCUUCCCCCAGACCAUCACCCAGGAAUAUGAGGCAAUCAAGAAAUUGGACCAGUGUAAAGAUCACACCUACAAAGCCCACCCAGAUAAGACCAAGUUCACUCAAGUUACGGACUCUCCCGUUCUGUUGCAAGCCCAGGUCAAUUCCAAACAGCUGAGUGAUCUGAAUUACAAAGCCAAACACGAAAGUGAAAAAUUCAAGUGUCAUAUACCUCCGGAUGCUCCUGCCUUUAUCCAGCACAGAGUCAAUGCCUAUAACCUGAGUGACAAUGUCUACAAGCAAGACUGGGAGAAGAGCAAAGCUAAGAAGUUUGACAUCAAGGUGGAUGCCAUCCCCCUGCUGGCAGCCAAGGCCAACAGCAAGAAUGCCAGCGAUGUGAUGUACAGGAAGGACUAUGAGAAGAGCAAAGGCAAGAUGAUCGGCGCCCUCAGCAUCAACGAUGACCCCAAGAUGCUGCACUCCCUGAAGACGGCCAAAAACCAGAGCGACAGGCUAUACAGGGAAAACUAUGAGAAGACCAAGGCCAAGAGUAUGAAUUAUUGUGAGACCCCUAAGUAUCAACUCGACACCCUUCUGAAGAACUUCAGUGAGGCGAAAUAUAAAGAUUCAUACGUAAAGAAUAUUUUGGGCCACUAUGUAGGCAGCUUUGAGGACCCGUACCAGACGCACUGCAUGAAAGUUACAGCUCAAAACAGUGACAAGAGCUACAAAGCAGAAUAUGAAGAAGACAAAGGGAAAUGCUAUUUCCCUCAGACAAUAACUCAGGAAUACGAAGCUAUCAAGAAGUUGGACCAGUGUAAAGACCACACCUACAAAGUGCAUCCUGAUAAGACUAAAUUCACAGCAGUCACCGACACGCCUGUGCUGCUGCAAGCCCAGCUCAACACCAAACAGCUCAGUGAUCUGAAUUACAAAGCAAAGCAUGAAGGUGAGAAAUUCAAGUGCCACGUGCCGGCAGACGCACCGGAGUUCAUCCAGCACAGAGUCAACGCUUACAACCUGAGCGAUCUCAGCAUCAACGAUGACCCCAAGAUGCUGCACUCCCUGAAGACGGCCAAAAACCAGAGCGACCGUGAAUACCGUAAAGACUACGAGAAGUCGAAAACGAUCUACACUGCCCCUCUUGAUAUGCUCCAAGUCACCCAAGCUAAGAAAUCUCAGGAGAUUGCCAGUGACGUGGACUACAAGCACGUCUUACAUAACUACAGCUACCCACCAGACAGUGUCAGCGUGGACCUCGCCAAGAAGGCGUACGCACUGCAGAGUGAUGUGGAGUACAAGGCGGACUACAACAGCUGGAUGAAGGGCUGUGGCUGGGUGCCCUUCGGGUCCCUGGAGAUGGAAAAGGCAAAGCGAGCCUCGGACAUUCUGAACGAGAAAAAAUACCGCCAGCAUCCAGAUACGCUCAAAUUCACCUCGAUUGAAGAUGCUCCUAUUACAGUGCAGUCUAAAAUUAACCAGGCCCAGAGGAGCGACAUCGCUUACAAAGCCAAAGGGGAGGAGAUACUGCAUAAGUACAACCUGCCCGCGGACCUGCCACAGUUCAUCCAGGCUAAAGUGAACGCCUACAACGUCAGUGAGAGCAUGUACAAAGCCGACCUGAAAGACUUAAGCAAGAAAGGAUAUGACCUGAGAAUCGACGCGAUUCCCAUCAAAGCUGCCAAAGCUGCCCGGCAGGCUGCGAGCGAUGUCCAUUACAAAAAAGAUUACGAGAAGGCUAAAGGGAAAAUGGUUGGAUUCCAAAGUCUCCAAGAUGAUCCCAAACUGGUCCAUUACAUGAACGUGGCCAAGAUACAGUCAGACCGGGAGUAUAAAAAAGACUACGAAAAGACAAAGACCAAGUACAACACCCCUCACGAUAUGUUCGAUGUUGUGGCGGCUAAGAAGGCACAGGAUGUAAUCAGCAAUACGAACUACAAGCAUUCUCUCCACCACUACACCUACCUGCCGGAUGCCAUGGACCUGGAGCUGUCCAAGAACAUGAUGCAUAUCCAGAGUGACAAUGCGUACAAGGAAGACUAUAAUACCUGGAUGAAGGGCAUUGGCUGGAUACCGAUUGGAAGUCUCGACCAGGAAAAGGUGAAAAAGGCAGGUGAUGCCCUGAGUGAGAAGAAAUACAGGCAGCAUCCAGACACGCUCAAGUUCACCAGCAUCGUGGACUCCCCAGUGAUGGUACAAGCCAAGCAGAACACGCAGCAAGUCAGUGAUAUCUUAUACAAAGCUAAAGGAGAAGACGUGAAGCAUAAGUACACUCUGAAUCCCGACCUCCCACAGUUCCUCCAGGCCAAGUGCAAUGCUUACAACAUAAGUGAUGUCUGUUACAAACGGGACUGGCAUGAUUUAAUAGCUAAAGGCAACAACGUCCUGGCUGAUGCCAUUCCCAUCACAGCGGCCAAGUCCUCGAGAAACAUCGCCAGUGACUAUAAAUACAAGGAAGCUUAUGAGAAGUCAAAGGGCAAGCAUGUUGGUUUCAGAAGCCUGCAGGAUGACCCCAAGUUGGUCCAUUAUAUGAACGUGGCAAAGUUGCAAUCAGACCGAGAAUACAAGAAAAACUACGAGAACACCAAAACCAGUUACCAUACCCCUGGGGAUAUGGUCAGCAUCACUGCCGCAAAGAUGGCCCAGGACGUGGCCACCAAUGUCAACUACAAACAACCUCUGCACCACUACACAUACCUGCCCGAUGCCCUGAGUCUCGAGCACACGAGGAACGCUAACCAAAUCCAGAGCGAUAAUGUGUACAAAGAUGAGUAUAACAACUUCUUCAAGGGCAUUGGGUGGAUCCCCAUCGGCUCCCUGGAGGUGGAGAAGGCCAAGAAGGCAGGCGAGGCAUUAAAUGAGAGGAAGUACCGACAACACCCGGACACCAUCAAGUUCACGAGCGUGCCUGACUCCAUGGGCAUGGUGUUGGCUCAGCAGAACACCAAGCAGCUAAGUGAUCUGAACUACAAGGUGGAGGGCGAGAAACUGAAGCAUAAGUACACGAUGGACCCUGAGUUGCCUCAGUUUAUUCAAGCCAAGGUCAAUGCCAUCAAUAUGAGUGACGCUCACUACAAAGCAGACUGGAAGAAAACCCUCGCCAAGGGUUACGACUUGAGACCAGAUGCCAUUCCCAUUGUUGCCGCCAAAAGUUCAAGGAACAUUGCUAGUGACUGCAAAUACAAGGAGGCCUAUGAGAAAUCCAGAGGCAAGCAAAUCGGCUUUCUCAGUCUUCAGGAUGACCCUAAACUGGUUCACUACAUGAAUGUGGCCAAAAUACAAUCAGAUCGCGAGUAUAAGAAGGGCUACGAGGCCAGCAAGACCCGGUACCACACACCUCUGGAUAUGUUCAGUGUGACCGCAGCCAAGAAGUCUCAGGAAGUUGCGACCAACGCCAACUACAGACAACCCUACCACAACUACACCCUCCUGCCCGACGCCUUGAAUGUGGAGCACUCCAGGAAUGCCAUGCAAAUUCAGAGUGACAAUCUGUACAAAUCUGACUUCACCAACUGGAUGAAAGGUAUCGGCUGGGUCCCGAUAGACUCCUUGGAGGUGGAGAAGGCAAAGAAGGCUGGAGAGAUUCUGAGCGAGAGGAAGUAUCGCCAGCACCCCGAGAAGCUGAAGUUCACCUACGCCAUGGACACCAUGGAGCAGGCACUUAACAAAAGCAACAAGUUGACUAUGGAUAAGAGGCUGUACACGGAAAAGUGGAACAAAGACAAGACCACCAUUCACGUCAUGCCUGAUACUCCAGACAUCUUGCUCUCCAGAGUGAACCAGAUCACCAUGAGUGAUAAACUCUACAAAGCUGGCUGGGAAGAAGAGAAGAAGAAAGGCUACGACCUGAAGCCUGACGCCAUCUCAAUAAAGGCUGCGAAGGCCUCUAGAGACAUUGCCAGUGAUUACAAGUACAAGCAGGCUUACGAGCAAGCCAAAGGGAAGCACAUUGGCUUCCGCAGCCUGGAAGACGACCCCAAGUUGGUGCACUUCAUGCAAGUGGCCAAGAUGCAGUCAGACCGGGAGUACAAGAAGGGCUACGAGAAAUCCAAGACAUCCUUCCACACCCCGGUGGACAUGUUCAGCGUGGUGGCAGCCAAGAAGUCCCAGGAAAUAGCCACCAACGCCAACUACAGGAAUAUAAUCCACACCUACAACAUGCUUCCGGAUGCCAUGGGCUUUGAGUUGGCCAAGAAUAUGAUGCAGAUUCAAAGCGAUAAUCAGUACAAGGCAGACUAUGCUGACUUCAUGAAGGGCAUUGGAUGGCUCCCGUUGGGCUCCCUGGAAGCAGAGAAAAACAAGAAAGCCAUGGAGAUUAUCAGCGAAAAGAAGUACCGGCAACACCCAGACACUCUGAAGUACUCCACGUUGAUGGACUCGAUGAACAUGGUUUUGGCUCAGAACAACGCAAAAAUCAUGAAUGACCAUCUCUAUAGACAAGCAUGGGAAGCUGACAAGACUAAAGUCCACAUCAUGCCUGAUAUCCCCGAGAUUGUUUUGGCAAAAGCAAAUGCAAUUAACAUGAGCAAUAAACUCUACAAACUGUCUCUGGAAGAAUCUAAAAAGAAAGGCUACGACCUCAGAACGGACGCGAUUCCUAUCAAAGCCGCCAAAGCAUCAAGAGAUAUUGCAAGCGACUAUAAAUACAAGCACAACUAUGAAAAGGAGAAAGGAAAGAUGGUUGGCUUCCGCAGUCUGGAGGAUGAUCCCAAAUUAGUCCAUUCCAUGCAAGUGGCUAAGAUGCAGUCUGAUCGAGAGUACAAGAAGAACUACGAGAAGACGAAGACGAGCUACCACACCCCUGCCGACAUGCUGAGCGUGACAGCUGCCAAGGACGCCCAAGCCAACAUCACCAACACUAACUACAAGCACCUCAUUCACAAGUACAUCCUCCUCCCAGAUGCGAUGAACAUCGAGCUGACCAGGAACAUGAAUCACAUCCAGAGUGACAACGAAUAUAAGCAAGAUUACAAUGAGUGGUACAAGGGGCUUGGCUGGAGCCCAGCUGGUUCUCUAGAGGUGGAGAAGGCCAAGAAAGCCACUGAAUACGCCAGUGACCGGAAGUACCGCCAGCAUCCCAGCAGCUUCCAGUUUAAAAAACUGACCGACUCCAUGGACAUGGUGCUGGCCAAGCAGAAUGCUCACACCAUGAAUAAGCAUUUAUACACCGUUGACUGGAAUAAAGAUAAAACCAAGAUUCAUGUGAUGCCUGAUACACCAGAUAUUUUGCAAGCCAAGCAGAAUCAGACACUGUACAGCCAGAAAUUCUAUAGACUUGGUUGGGAAGAGGCUCUGAAGAAAGGCUAUGAUCUCCCUGUUGAUGCAAUCUCUGUCCAGCUGGCCAAGACAUCAAGGGACAUCGCUAGCGACUUUAAAUAUAAACAAGGCUACCGGAAACAACUGGGUCACCAUAUUGGAUUCCUGAGUGUGCAAGAUGACCCAAAGCUUGUGCUAUCUAUGAAUGUAGCCAAAAUGCAGAGUGAACGAGAAUACAAGAAAGACUUUGAGAAGUGGAAAACCAAAUACACCAGCCCUGUGGACAUGCUGGGUGUGGUGCUGGCCAAGAAGUGCCAGGCCUUGGUGAGUGAUGUGGACUAUAAGAACUACCUACACCAGUGGACGUGCCUGCCCGACCAGAAUGAUGUCAUCCAAGCUAAAAAAGUCUAUGAGCUGCAAAGUGAGAAUAUGUACAAGUCUGACCUUGAGUGGCUGAGAGGCAUAGGAUGGAGCCCCUUGGGUUCUCUGGAAGCAGAAAAGAACAAGCGGGCUUCGGAAAUCAUCAGUGAGAAGAAGUAUCGCCAACCUCCGGACAGAAAUAAGUUCACCAGCAUCCCUGACGCCAUGGACAUAGUUCUGGCGAAGACAAACGCCAAGAACAGGAGCGAUAGACUUUAUAGAGAAGCCUGGGACAAGGACAAGACACAGAUCCACAUCAUGCCGGACACUCCCGACAUCGUUCUGGCUAAGGCGAACUUGAUCAACACAAGUGAUAAAAUCUACAGAAUGGGUUAUGAGGAACUGAAGAGAAAGGGUUAUGACCUUCCUGUUGAUGCCAUUCCAAUCAAAGCAGCAAAAGCAUCCCGGGAAAUUGCCAGUGAAUACAAGUACAAAGAAGGCUUCCGGAAACAACUUGGCCACCACAUUGGGGCUCGGAACAUCAAGGAUGACCCCAAGAUGAUGUGGUCCAUGCAUGUGGCUAAGAUCCAGAGUGACCGGGAGUACAAGAAGGACUUUGAGAAGUGGAAGACCAAGUUCAGCAGCCCGGUGGACAUGCUGGGCGUGGUACUGGCCAAGAAGUGCCAGACCCUGGUCAGCGAUGCAGACUACAGGAACUACCUGCACCAGUGGACAUGUCUGCCUGACCAGAAUGACGUCAUCCAUGCUCGGCAGGCCUAUGACCUCCAGAGCGAUAAUUUGUACAAGGCUGAUCUCCAGUGGCUGAAAGGCAUUGGCUGGAUACCUUCUGGUUCCCUCGAGGAUGAGAAAAACAAACGAGCCACCCAGAUUCUGAGUGACCAUGUUUACCGGCAGCACCCAGAUAAAUUCAAGUUUUCCAGCCUUAUGGACGCCAUGCCAAUGGUCUUAGCAAAAAAUAAUGCUAUAACCAUGAACCACCACCUCUAUACCGAAGCUUGGAAUAAGGAUAAAACCACCAUCCACAUUAUGCCAGAUACCCCUGAAGUUAUGCUGGCUAAGCAAAACAAAGUAAAUUAUAGCGAGAAAUUAUAUAAACUUGGCCUAGAAGAAGCCAAGAGGAAAGGCUAUGACAUGCGGCUUGAUGCCAUCCCUAUCAAGACAGCCAAGGCCUCUAGAGACAUCGCGAGUGACUUCAAGUACAAGGAAGGCUACCGCAAGCAGCUGGGCCACCACAUUGGAGCUCGAAACAUCGAAGAUGACCCCAAGAUGGUGUGGUCCAUGCACGUGGCCAAGAUCCAGAGUGACCGGGAGUACAAGAAGGACUUUGAGAAGUGGAAGACCAAGUACAGCAGCCCGGUGGACAUGCUGGGCGUGGUGCUGGCCAAGAAGUGCCAGACCCUGGUCAGCGACGUGGACUAUAAGAACUACCUGCACCAGUGGACAUGUCUGCCUGACCAGAAUGACGUCAUCCAUGCUCGGCAGGCCUAUGACCUCCAGAGCGAUAAUAUGUACAAGUCCGAUCUCCAAUGGAUGCGAGGCAUUGGCUGGGUGCCCAUAGGCUCUCUGGAUGUAGAGAAAUGCAAACGGGCCACGGAAAUCUUGAGUGACAAAAUCUACCGGCAGCCCCCAGACAAGUUCAAGUUCACCAGUGUGACUGAUUCUCUGGAGCAGGUGUUGGCCAAGAGCAACGCCCUCAACAUGAACAAGCGUUUGUACACAGAAGCCUGGAACAAAGACAAGACGCAGAUCCACAUCAUGCCGGACACGCCAGAAAUCAUGCUGGCAAGAAUGAAUAAAGUCAACUAUAGUGAGAGUCUGUAUAAACUUGCCAAUGAAGAAGCAAAGAAGAAAGGCUAUGAUUUACGAAGUGACGCCAUCCCGAUUGUGGCAGCCAAGGCCUCCAGAGACAUCGCCAGUGAUUACAAAUACAAAGAUGGCUACCGUAAGCAGCUGGGCCACCACAUUGGAGCUCGAAACAUCGAAGAUGACCCCAAGAUGGUGUGGUCCAUGCACGUGGCCAAGAUCCAGAGUGACCGGGAGUACAAGAAGGACUUUGAGAAGUGGAAGACCAAGUUCAGCAGCCCGGUGGACAUGCUGGGCGUGGUGCUGGCCAAGAAGUGCCAGACCCUGGUCAGCGACGUGGACUACAAGAACUACCUGCACCAGUGGACAUGUCUGCCUGACCAGAAUGACGUCAUCCAUGCUCGGCAGGCCUAUGACCUCCAGAGCGAUAAUGUGUACAAGUCAGAUCUCCAGUGGCUGAGAGGCAUUGGCUGGGUACCCAUCGGGUCUCUGGAUGUGGUCAAGUGCAAGAGAGCCGCGGAGAUCCUGAGUGACAACAUCUACCGCCAACCUCCAGACAAGUUCAAGUUCACUAGUGUGACGGAUUCUCUGGAGCAGGUGCUGGCCAAGAACAACGCCCUCAACAUGAACAAGCGAUUAUACACAGAGGCCUGGGACAAAGACAAGAUUCAAAUUCACGUAAUGCCUGAUACACCGGAGAUCAUGCUGGCGAGGCAGAACAGAAUCAACUACAGUGAGAGUCUGUAUAAACUUGCCAAUGAAGAAGCAAAGAAGAAAGGCUAUGACCUGCGCGUUGAUGCCAUCCCCAUUGUGGCAGCCAAGGCCUCCAGAGAUAUCGCCAGUGACUACAAAUACAAAGAUGGCUACCGUAAGCAGCUGGGCCACCAUAUUGGGGCUAGAAACAUCGAAGAUGACCCCAAGAUGAUGUGGUCCAUGCACGUGGCUAAGAUCCAGAGUGACCGGGAGUACAAGAAGGACUUUGAGAAGUGGAAGACCAAGUUCAGCAGCCCGGUGGACAUGCUGGGCGUGGUGCUGGCCAAGAAGUGCCAGACCCUGGUCAGCGACGUAGACUACAAGAACUACCUGCACCAGUGGACAUGUCUGCCUGACCAGAAUGACGUCAUCCAUGCUCGGCAGGCCUAUGACCUCCAGAGCGAUAAUGUGUACAAGUCAGAUCUCCAGUGGCUGAGAGGCAUCGGCUGGGUCCCCAUCGGAUCUCUGGAUGUGGUCAAGUGCAAGAGGGCCGCGGAGAUCCUGAGUGACAACAUCUACCGCCAGCCUCCAGACAAGUUCAAGUUCACCAGUGUGACAGAUUCUCUGGAGCAGGUGCUGGCGAAGAGCAAUGCCCUCAACAUGAACAAGCGCUUGUACACAGAAGCCUGGGAGAAAGACAAGACCCAAAUCCACAUAAUGCCCGAUACACCCGAAAUUAUGUUGGCCAGACAAAACAAAAUAAAUUACAGUGAGAGCCUCUAUCGCCAGGCCAUGGAAGAAGCUAAGAAGGAAGGCUACGACUUGAGAAGCGAUGCUAUUCCCAUCGUGGCCGCCAAGGCUUCCCGGGACAUCGCUAGUGAUUACAAAUAUAAAGAAGCCUACCGGAAGCAGUUGGGUCACCACAUUGGCGCCCGAGCCAUACACGAUGAUCCCAAGAUGAUGUGGUCCCUCCACAUUGCCAAAGUGCAGAGUGACCGUGAAUAUAAAAAAGAGUUUGAGAAAUACAAGACACGAUACAGCAGCCCAGUGGACAUGCUCGGGAUUGUGUUAGCCAAGAAGUGUCAGACCUUAGUCAGUGAUGUGGACUACAAACACCUCCUGCAUGAAUGGACGUGCCUGCCCGACCAGAAUGAUGUCAUACAGGCACGGAAAGCAUACGACCUCCAGAGUGAUAAUCUGUACAAGGCAGACCUUGAGUGGAUGAAAGGCAUUGGCUGGGUUCCCAUUGGUUCCCUGGAAGUUGUUAAAGCCAAGAGGGCCACAGAGAUACUAAGCGAUAAUAUCUACCGCCAGCGUCCAGACACAUUGAAAUUUACCAGUAUCACCGACUCGCUGGAGCAGGUGCUGGCGAAGAACAACGCAAUAAACAUGAACAAGCGCUUGUACACAGAAGCCUGGGACAACGACAAGAAAACCAUCCACGUCAUGCCCGACACGCCUGAGAUCAUGCUGGCCAAACUCAACAGGAUAAACUACAGCGACAAACUCUACAAAGUGUCGCUGGAAGAGGCCAAGAAGCAAGGCUACGACUUACGCCUAGAUGCCAUUCCUAUCCGAGCAGCCAAGGCAUCGAGAGAGAUUGCUAGUGAUUACAAGUAUAAGGAAGGCUACCGCAAGCAGCUGGGCCACCACAUUGGGGCACGGAACAUCGAAGAUGACCCCAAGAUGAUGUGGUCCAUGCACGUGGCCAAGAUCCAGAGUGACCGGGAGUACAAGAAGGACUUUGAGAAGUGGAAGACCAAGUACAGCAGCCCGGUGGACAUGCUGGGCGUGGUGCUGGCCAAGAAGUGCCAGAUCUUGGUCAGUGACAUAGACUACAAGCAUCCUCUGCAUGAAUGGACCUGCCUGCCUGAUCAGAAUGACGUCAUUCAGGCGCGGAAGGCCUAUGACCUCCAGAGCGAUGCUGUCUACAAAGCUGAUCUUGAGUGGCUGAGAGGCAUCGGAUGGGUUCCCAUUGGCUCCGUCGAGGUUGAGAAGGUGAAGAGAGCCGGCGAAAUCUUGAGUGACAGGAAGUACCGCCAGCCUGCCGACCAGCUCAAGUUCACUUGUAUCACCGACACCCCGGAAAUUGUCCUGGCGAAAAAUAAUGCCAUCACAAUGAGCAAGCAUUUAUACACAGAAGCUUGGGAUGCCGACAAAGCCUCCAUCCAUGUCAUGCCAGACACCCCUGAAAUCCUGCUGGCCAAAAGCAAUUCUGCCAAUAUCAGUCAGAAACUGUACACCAAAGGCUGGGAUGAAUCGAAGAUGAAGGACUAUGACCUGAGAGAGGAUGCCAUUUCCAUCAAGAGUGCCAAGGCCUCCAGGGAUAUUGCCAGCGACUACAAAUACAAGGAAGCCUAUGAAAAACAGAAAGGCCACCACAUCGGAGCCCAGAGCGUGGAAGACGAUCCCAGGAUCAUGUGUGCCAUGCACGCAGGGAAGAUUCACAGUGACCGGGAGUACAAGAAGGAAUUCCAGAAGUGGAAGACCAAGUUCAGCAGCCCGGUGGACAUGCUGGGCUUGGUGCUGGCCAAGAAAUGCCAGACCCUGGUCAGCGACGUAGAUUACAAGAACUACCUGCACAACUGGACUUGCCUGCCUGAUCAGAACGACAUUAUUCAAGCCAAGAAGGCCUAUGAGCUGCAGAGUGAUAGUGUGUAUAAAGCAGAUCUGGAGUGGCUGCGUGGGAUUGGCUGGAUACCAGAGGGCUCCGUAGAAAUGACCAGAGUGAAGGGCGCUCAGGACCUCGUGAAUGAAAGACUGUACAGGACACGACCAGAGGCCCUGAAGUUCACCUCCAUCGUGGACACUCCCGAAGUGGUCCUGGCAAAAGCCAAUUCUCUGCAGAUGAGUGAGAGGCUGUAUCAGGAAGCCUGGAAUAAAGACAAAACCAACAUCAGCAUUCCCCUGGACACUCCAGCCAUGCUGCAGGCUCAGAUCAAUGCCUUGCAGAUUAGCAAUAAACUCUACCAAAAAGACUGGGAUGAAGCCAAGCAGAAAGGCUAUGACUUACGAGCAGAUGCCAUUGAAAUCAAGCAUGCCAAAGCCUCCAGAGAAAUCGCCAGCGAGUACAAAUACAAAGAAGGUUACAGAAAGCAACUGGGCCACCAUGUGGGUUUCCGCAGCCUGCAAGAUGACCCCAAGUUGGUAUGGUCUAUACAUGCUGCCAAGAUCCAGAGUGACAGGGAAUACAAGAAAGCCUAUGAGAAGUCUAAAGGGAUUUACAACACACCCUUGGACAUGAUGUCAAUUGUUCAAGCCAAGAAAUGCCAAGUCCUGGUCAGCGACGUUGAUUACCGUAAUUACCUGCACCAGUGGACAUGCCUGCCGGAUCAGAACGACGUGAUCCAGGCUAAGAAAGCCUACGAGCUACAGAGUGAUGCCAUCUACAAGGCUGACUUGGAAUGGCUGCGCGGCAUUGGCUGGAUGCCAGAAGGGUCUCCUGAAGUACUGAGAGUCAAAAAUGCCCAGGAGAUCCUGUGUGACAGCGUCUACCGGACCCCCGUGGUGAAGCUCAAGUAUACAAGCAUUGUGGAUACACCGGAAGUCGUCCUUGCUAAGUCAAACGCCGAGAAUAUCAGUAUUCCAAAAUACAGAGAAGUUUGGGACAAAGAUAAAACUUCCAUCCAUAUAAUGCCAGACACACCUGAAAUCAACCUCGCUCGAGCAAACGCUCUUAAUGUGAGCAAUAAACUCUACCGUGAGGGGUGGGAUGAGGUCAAGAUGAGCUGUGAUGUCCGGCUGGACGCCAUCCCUAUCCAGUCUGCCAAGGCCUCCAGGGAGAUUGCCAGUGAUUAUAAAUACAAGCUGGACCACGAGAAGCAGAAGGGACACUAUGUGGGCACCCUCACUGCCAGGGAUGACAACAAGAUCCGGUGGGCCCUCAUAGCUGGCAAGAUUCAGAAUGAGCGGGAGUACAGGCUGCAGUGGGCCAAGUGGAAGACCAAGUUCCAGAGCCCUGUGGACAUGCUUUCCAUCCUGCAUUCUAAAAAAUGCCAGACCCUGGUCAGCGACAUUGAUUACCGCAAUUACCUGCACGAGUGGACGUGCAUGCCUGACCAGAACGAUGUGAUUCAGGCCAAGAAAGCCUACGAGCUACAGAGCGACGCUGUUUACAAGGCUGACUUGGAGUGGUUACGUGGAAUUGGGUGGAUGCCAAAUGAUUCUGUCUCUGUCAACCAUGCCAAACAUGCUGCAGACAUUUUCAGUGAGAAAAAAUAUCGCACCAAAAUAGAAAGUCUCAACUUUACUCCCGUGGAUGACAGAGUGGAUUAUGUGACAGCAAAACAGAGCACUGAGAUCCGAGAUGACAUUAAAUACCGGAAAGACUGGAAUGCCAUCAAAUCAAAGUAUACCCUUACAGAAACGCCGCUGCUGCACACUGCCCAAGAGGCUGCCCGCAUCCUGGACCAGCACCUCUACAAGGAAGGCUGGGAGAAACAGAAAGCCACGGGCUACAUUCUGCCACCAGAUGCUGUGCCGUUUGUCCAUGCCCAUCAUUCCGGCGAUGUUCAGAGUGAGCUGAAAUACAAAGCGGAACACGUGAAGCAGAAAGGUCACUAUGUCGGUGUCCCCACAAUGAGAGACGAUCCCAAGCUGGUUUGGUUUGAGCACGCGGGCCAGAUUCAGAAUGACAGGCUCUACAAGGAGGACUACCAUAAGACAAAGGCCAAAAUCAAUAUACCUGCCGACAUGGUGUCGGUGGUGGCUGCCAAGGAGGGGCAGAACCUUGUCAGUGACAUUGAUUACCGCCAUUACCUGCGCCAAUGGACGUGCCAUCCUGACCAAAACGAUGUUAUUCAAGCAAAAAUCGCCUACGACCUUCAGAGUGACAAUGUCUACAAAGCUGACCUGGAAUGGCUCCGAGGUAUUGGCUGGAUCCCUCUGGAUUCUGUGGACCAUGUGAGGGUUACACGGAACCAGGAAAUGGUGAAUCAGAUAAAAUAUAAGAAAGCCGCUCUUGACAACUAUCCCAACUUUACCAGUGUAGUGGACCCUCCAGAGAUUGUUUUAGCCAAGAUUAACUCGGUCAAUCAAAGUGAUGUGAAAUAUAAGGAAACAUUUAAUAAGGCAAAGGGCAAGUACAUAUUUUCUCCAGACACACCACACAUCACCCACUCCAAAGACAUGGGGAAACUCUACAGCACUAUACUAUACAAAGGAGCAUGGGAGGGAACCAAGGCCUACGGCUACACCCUGGAUGAGAAGUACAUUCCCAUCGUUGGAGCCAAGCAUGCCGACCUGGUGAACAGUGAGCUGAAAUACAAGGAAACCUAUGAGAAGCAGAAAGGUCACUACCUGGCUGGAAAAGAAAUAAGCGAAUUCCCCGGAGUAGUCCACUGCCUGGAUUUCCAGCAGAUGCGGAGUGCGUUGAACUACAGGAGAGAUUAUGAGGACACAAAAGCAAACGUGCAUAUUCCCAAUGACAUGAUGAACCACGUGCUGGCGAAAAGGUGCCAGUACAUCCUCAGCGACCUGGAGUACCGACACUACUUCCACCAGUGGACGUCACUUCCGGAGGAGCCCAACGUUGUCCGCGCCCGAAACGCCCAGGAGAUUUUGAGUGAUAAUGUAUAUAAAGAUGACUUGAACUGGCUGAAAGGCAUUGGCUGCUAUGUUUGGGACACACCCCAGAUCCUCCAUGCCAAGAAGGCAUAUGACCUCCAGAGUCAGCUACAAUACACAGCAGCAAGCAAAGACAAUCUGCAGAACUAUAACCUGGUCACAGAUACGCCAGUUUACGUGACUGCUCUUCAGAGUGGCAUCAAUGCCAGCGAGGUGAAAUAUAAGGAAAAUUAUCAUCAGAUUAAAGACAAGUAUACCACGGUGCUAGAGACUGCCGAUUACGACAGAACCAAGAACCUGAAAAGUCUUUACAGCAGUAACAUAUACAAGGAGGCCUGGGAUAAGGUGAAAGCCACCAGCUAUAAGCUGCCAACCAGCACCUUGUCCCUGACUCAUGCCAAGAACCAGAAGCACCUGGCCAGUCAUAUCAAAUACCGAGAAGAAUAUGAAAAAUUCAAAGCUCUUUACACAUUGCCAAAAAGCGUUGACGACGACCCAAACACUGCGCGGUGUCUCCGAGUGGGCAAGCUCAACAUCGAUCGCCUGUACAGAUCAGUGUAUGAACAGAACAAGAUGAAAAUCCACACCGUGCCCGACAUGGUGGAGAUGGUGACGGCCAAGGAUUCUCAGAAGAAAGUCAGCGAGGUGGACUACCGCCUGCGCCUCCAUGAAUGGAUCUGCCACCCCGACUUACAAGUCAACAGUCACGUCAGGAAAGUGACUGACCAGAUCAGCGACAUUGUGUACAAGGAUGACCUCACCUGGCUGAAGGGCAUUGGUUGCUACGUCUGGGACACUCCUGAAAUUCUCCAUGCAAAACAUGCUUAUGAUUUACGCAACGACAUCAAGUAUAAAGCUCACGUACAGAAGACACGGAAUGACUACAAGCUGGUAACCGACACGCCGGUCUACGUUCAGGCUGUCAAGAGUGGAAAACAGCUGAGUGAUGCUGUCUACCACUAUGACUACGUGCACAGCAUCAGAGGCAAAGUGGCCCCAACCACUAAAACCGUGGAUCUGGACCGGGCCCUCCAUGCGUACAAGCUCCAGAGUGAGAAUUUGUACAAGAAAGGCCUGCGCUACCUGCCCACUGGAUACAGGCUCCCAGGUGAUACCCCUCACUUCAAUCACGCCAAGGACAUGCGCUACAUGAGUAGCUACUUCAAAUACAAAGAAGCCUAUGAACACAUCAAGGCAUAUGGGUACACACUUGGGCCCAAGGAUGUCCCGUUCGUCCAUGUCCGGAGAGUCAACAACGUUACUAGUGAGAGACUGUAUCGAGAAUUGUAUCAUAAACUAAAAGACAAGAUACACACAACUCCAGACACACCUGAGAUCCGCCAAGUCAAGAAGACACAGGAAGCUGUCAGUGAGUUGAUCUACAAAUCAGACUUCUUCAAGACGCGGGGCCACAUGAUCUCGCUGCCAUACACACCUCAAGUGUUGCACUGUCGCUACGUGGGAGACAUCACCAGUGACAUUAAAUACAAAGAGGACUUGCAGAUCUUGAAGGGACUCGGCUGUUUCCUGUAUGACACUCCCGACAUGGUCCGCUCCCGGCACCUAAGGAAACUCUGGUCAAAUUACCUGUACACUGAUAACGCCAGGAAGAUGAGAGACAAGUACCAAGUGGUGCUUGACACCCCGGAGUACAGAAAAGUGCAGGAACUGAAGACCCAUCUGAGUGAGCUGGUGUACAGAGCUACGGGCAAGAAGCUGAAGUCCGUCUUCACUUCAGUCCCUGAUACGCCUGACCUCCUGAGAGCCAAGCGAGGACAGAAGCUUCAGAGUCAGUAUCUCUAUGUUGAGUUGGCCACUAAAGAGAGACCCCAUCACCAUGCUGGAAACCAGACCACAGCCUUGCAACAUGCCAAAGACGUGAAGGACUUGGUCAGCGAGAACAAGUACAAGAUUCAGUAUGAAAAGAUGAAGGACAAGUAUACACCAGUUGCAGACACGCCAAUCCUCAUCAGAGCCAAGAGGGCCUACUGGAACGCCAGUGAUCUUCGCUACAAAGAGACAUUUCAAAAGACGAAAGGGAAAUAUCACACCGUGAAGGAUGCCCUGGACAUUGUGUACCAUCGCAAAGUCACAGAUGACAUCAGCAAAGUGAAAUACAAGGAGAACUACAUGAGCCAGCUGGGAAUCUGGAGUUCCAUCCCCGACCGCCCCGAACACUUCCACCACCGGGCAGUCACAGAUGCCGUCAGCGAUGUAAAAUACAAAGAAGAUCUGACCUGGCUCAGAGGCAUUGGCUGUUAUGCCCAUGACACCCCUGACCUGACUCUAGCUGAACAGAACAAGACUCUCUACAGCAAGUAUAAGUAUAAAGAAGUAUUUGAAAGGACGAAGUCAAAUUUCAAGUAUGUUGCUGAUUGCCCAAUUAACAGGCAUUUCAAAUACGCAACUCAGUUGAUGAAUGAGAAAAAAUACAGAGCUGACUAUGAACAGCGGAAAGAUAAAUACCACCUGGUAGUCGAUGAGCCUAGACAUCUGCUGGCUAAGACCGUAGGCGACCAGAUCAGCCAGAUCAACUACAAGAGGAAGUACGAGAAGACGAAGGACAAGUUCACCUCAGUUGUGGACACUCCAGAGCACCUGCGCACCACCAAAGUCAACAAGCAAAUCAGCGACAUACUUUAUAAACUGGAAUACAACAAGGCCAGACCCAGAGGCUACACCACCAUCCAUGACACACCCAUGCUGUUGCACGUCCGCAAAGUGAAGGAUGAAGUCAGUGAUCUGAAAUACAAGGAAGUUUACCAAAGAAAUAAAUCUAACUGCACCAUCAAGCCAGAUGCUGUUCAUAUCAAAGCAGCCAAAGAUGCCUACAAAGUCAACACCAAUCUGGACUAUAAGAAGCAAUACGAAGCCAACAAAGCCUACUGGAAGUGGACACCUGACCGGCCUGACUUCAUCCAGGCUGCCAAGUCAUCGCUACAGCAGAGUGACUAUGAAUAUAAGCUGGACCGGGAGUUUCUCAAGGGCUGCAAGCUGUCUGUCACUGAUGAUAAGGACAUGGUGCUGGCCCUCAGGAACUCCUUAAUAGAAAGUGAUCUGAAAUACAAAGAGAAACAUGUUAAGGAAAGAGGAACGUGUCAUGCUGUACCUGACACCCCACAGAUCCUCCUGGCAAAGACUGUCAGCAAUCUGGUGUCUGAGAACAAGUACAAGGACCAUGUCAAGAAGCACCUGGCCCAGGGUUCAUACACGACACUGCCCGAGACCAGGGACACAGUUCACGUCAAGGCCGUGACCAAGCACGUCAGUGAUACAAAUUACAAAAAGAAGUUUGUCAAAGAGAAAGGGAAGUCCAACUACUCCAUCAUGCAAGAGCCCCCAGAGGUGAAGCACGCCAUGGAAGUGGCCAAGAAGCAGAGUGACGUUGCUUAUAAAAAAGAUGCCAAAGAGAAUCUGCAUUACACCACAGUUGCUGAUCGGCCAGACAUCAAGAAGGCCACUCAGGCAGCCAAGCAAGCCAGUGAGGUGGAGUACAGAGCCAAGCACCGCAAGGAAGGCAGCCAUGGGUUAAGUAUGCUUGGCCGCCCAGACAUUGAGAUGGCCAAGAAGGCAGCCAGGCUGAGCAGCCAGGUUAAAUACCGAGAAAAUUUUGAUAAAGAGAAGGGCAAGACACCAAAAUACAACCCCAAAGACAGCCAGCUCUACAAAACUAUGAAAGAUGCCAACAACCUUGCAAGUGAGGUUAAAUACAAGGCUGACCUGAAGAAACUCCACAAGCCUGUGACUGACAUGAAGGAGUCCCUGAUAAUGAAUCACGUCCUGAACACAAGCCAGCUUGCCAGUUCUUACCAGUACAAGAAGAACUAUGAGAAGAGCAAAGGCCACUACCACACGAUACCAGACAACCUGGAACAGCUGCACCUCAAGGAAGCCACAGAGCUGCAGAGCAUUGUGAAAUACAAAGAAAAAUAUGAAAAAGAACGAGGAAAGCCCAUGCUCGACUUUGAGACUCCAACAUACAUUACUGCCAAAGAGUCUCAGCAGAUGCAGAGUGGGAAAGAAUAUAGGAAAGAAUAUGAAGAGUCCAUUAAAGGCAGAAACCUAACGGGCCUGGAGGUCACACCAGCUUUGUUACAUGUCAGACAUGCAACCAAAAUAGCAAGCGAGAAAGAGUAUAGGAAAGAUCUGGAAGAAAGCAUUCGUGGGAAAGGUCUCACUGAAAUGGAAGAUACUCCUGACAUGCUGAGAGCGAAGAACGCCACUCAAAUCCUCAAUGAGAAAGAAUAUAAGCGAGACCUGGAGCAGGAAGUGAAAGGAAGAGGCUUGAAUGCCAUGGCCAAUGAGACUCCAGAUUUUCUGCGGGCCAAGAAUGCUACAGACAUCGCCAGCCAGAAAAAGUACAAGGAGGAUGCAGAGAAGUCCAUGUCGUAUUACGAGACUGUCCUGGACACUCCCGAAAUGCAAAGAGUCCGUGAGAACCAGAAGAACUUCAGCCUUCUCCAAUACCAGUGUGACCUUAAAAACAGUAAAGGGAAAGUUACGGUUGUUCAAGACACGCCAGAAAUACUGCGUGUCAAAGAAAACCAAAAGAAUUUCAGCUCGGUUCUCUAUAAAGAGGAUGUCUCCCCGGGAACAGCCAUCGGAAAGACCCCUGAGAUGCUAAGAGUGAAGCAAACGCAGGACCACAUUAGCUCGGUCAAGUAUAAAGAAGCAAUUGGACAAGGAACUCCGAUCCCUGACCUGCCCGAAGUGAAACGUGUCAAGGAGACACAGAAGCACAUUAGCUCGGUUAUGUACAAAGAAAACUUGGGAACAGGCAUUCCAACCACUAUCACCCCAGAGAUUGAGAGAGUCAAGCGCAAUCAAGAGAACUUUAGCUCGGUUUUGUACAAAGAAAGCUUGGGGAAAGGAACCCCUACAGCUAUCACUCCUGAGAUGGAGAGAGUCAAACGCAAUCAAGAGAACUUUAGCUCGGUGCUAUACAAAGAAAACCUGGGGACAGGAACUCCAAUCCCCAUCACUCCCGAGAUGGAGCGAGUCAAACACAAUCAAGAGAACCUUAGCUCGGUUUUGUACAAAGAAAAUGUGGGGAAAGCCACCCCAACCCCUGUCACUCCAGAGAUGCAGAGAGUCAAACGCAAUCAAGAAAACAUUAGCUCGGUGCUAUACAAAGAGAACAUGGGGAAAGCAACCCCCACACCCUUUACCCCCGAGAUGGAGAGAGUCAAACGCAAUCAAGAAAACUUUAGCUCGGUAUUGUACAAAGAGAAUAUGAGAAAAGCAACUCCGACACCUGUCACUCCAGAGAUGGAGAGGGCUAAGCGCAACCAAGAGAACAUUAGCUCGGUCCUUUAUUCUGAUAGCUUCCGGAAACAAAUACAAGGCAAAGCUGCCUACGUGCUAGACACACCAGAGAUGAGACGAGUGAGGGAAACCCAACGGCACAUCUCAACAGUAAAAUAUCAUGAAGACUUUGAGAAACACAAAGGCUGUUUCACGCCAGUGGUGACAGAUCCCAUCACUGAACGAGUGAAGAAAAACACACAGGACUUCAGUGACAUUAACUACCGAGGUAUUCAAAGAAAAGUGGUAGAGAUGGAACAGAAACGGAAUGACCAGGAUCAAGAUACUGUCACAGGUCUGCGUGUCUGGCGUACUAACCCUGGUUCAGUCUUUGACUACGAUCCAGCAGAAGACAACAUCCAAUCCCGGAGUUUACACAUGAUUAACGCCCAAGCUCGCCGGAGCCGGGAGCAGUCGCGGUCCGCCAGCGCAAUGAGCAUCAGUGGGGGUGAGGAGAAGUCUGAGCACUCCGCGGACCAGCGCCUUUCCACCUACAGCGAUGGAGCUGCCUUCUUCUCGGCCACCUCAUCAGCUUACAAACACGUGAAAACCACCGAGCUCCCGCAGCAGCGGUCAUCUUCCGCGGCCACCCAGCAGACCACGCUGUCUUCUAUCCCUUCCCACCCAUCUACUGCUGGAAAAAUCUUCCGUGCCAUGUAUGACUACAUGGCUGCCGAUGCAGAUGAAGUGUCCUUCAAAGAUGGAGAUGCUAUAGUGAAUGCUCAAGCGAUUGAUGAAGGCUGGAUGUAUGGCACUGUGCAGAGGACUGGCAGGACCGGCAUGCUCCCAGCCAACUACGUGGAAGCUAUCUGA